ACAAGCCUGACACACACACACACGCACCAAAUUUCCAGAUGCUGAAUCGGAGACCUGAAAGGACCUCCAGAGUACAUGCCAGCCAUUCAUCCUCCUCUCUCGCUGUUGUCGCAGCAAACCCUUCUCGUAUCGCGUCGCGCGUUCCGACGUCUGCUCCUGCAGAUGGAAUAUGCCCGCCAAGCGCCGGAAUAAUUAGCCUCAAACCAAUUGCCCCGCCCUUCUCAGGAGGGGUGACAACUGCAUUAUACUGGGGGGGGAGGCUUCCUUGAGGACCAAGGGGACCUAACGUAUGAGGGCGUCUUUCCACCCCGCUAUAUCCGUGUGUAUUUUGCAGAGUCAUCCUUUUAUUUUUCCGGGUUUGGAUCGGCAGACACCCCUCCCCCCGUUCCCGCGCGUGAAAUAACUUCAUUCAGGUAAAAAGGGGAACUCUUCUCCCUUUCUUUCGCAGCGCCGGAUUCGGAGUGGGUUUUAUUACGCUGCUCCCUUUCUGUCUUCUUUACCUAACCGCUUCGCCUUCUGCCGCGCGGUACAAUUGCGGGGGAGGGCGGGGGAUCGCAUGCGUAAUGGGGAUCGCCCGUCUCCUUUUGCAUUCCUCUCCUCGCCGCCUCGUCCUUACUGCCGUGGCCGGGGGGGGGGACCGGGGGGGUUAGAUAAGUGGCGGAUACCAAGGGCAACCUCCCGGCACCAUUGCCGCAGUCUCCCCAGGGACUGUGCGCUCGCGAAGGAAGAUGGUGUCUCUGCAGCCAGCCAGCGCGACCCGCGCGUCUUCCCCGGUCUCGGCUGGACCCACGUGUAAGUCUUCUUCGCUGCCGGCUGUUUGUUCUCCUCCUCCUGCAGGCAGGUUGGGCCUAGGAGCCUGGCCGGCUCCCAGGCAGAGGCGACGACGGCCGAGCUUCCCCCGCUGGCUGGCUGGCUGCUGAGGGGAAGCCGCCCCCUAUACGCUUAUGCAACACAUCAUCGAAAACCAUCCCGACAUGGCAACGGCGCUGCUGGCUGGGGAGAAACUCAAGGAGCUGAUCCUGCCGGGGCCGCAGGACGACAAGGCCGGCUCACUGGCGGCGCUGCUGCUGCAGCUCAAGCUGGAACUGCCCUUCGACCGCGUGGUCACCAUCGGCACCGUCCUCAUCCCGAUCCUCCUGGUCACGCUGGUCUUCACCAAGAACUUUGCCGAGGAGCCAAUAUACUGUUACACACCACACAACUUCACCCGUGACCAAGCCUUGUAUGCCAGAGGAUACUGUUGGACAGAACUAAAAGAUGCCUUGCCAGGAGUAAAUGCCAGCCACUGGCCCUCCUUGUUUGAGCAUAAGUUCCUUCCUUAUGCCCUGCUGGCUUUUGCUGGUAUUAUGUACAUUCCUGCACUUGGCUGGGAAUUCCUGGCCUCUACCAGACUGACUUCUGAACUUAACUUUUUGCUCCAGGAAAUAGAUAACUGCUACCACCGUGCAGCAGAAGGCCGUGCACCCAAAAUAGAAAAGCAAAUCCAGUCCAAAGGCCCUGGGAUCACUGAGCGAGAGAAAAGAGAGAUAAUUGAGAAUGCCGAAAAGGAAAAGAGUCCAGAGCAAAAUUUGUUUGAGAAAUACCUGGAACGGAGAGGCCGCAGCAAUUUCCUAGCCAAACUGUAUCUUGCACGACAUUUGUUCAUCAUAUUCUUAAGCAUCAUUCCAGUCACCUACUUGUCUACCUAUUAUGCUACACAGAAACAAAAUGAGUUUACUUGCGCUCUGGGCGAACCUCCUGACAAAACCACCAAUUCUAAGUUGCUCAUUAGAGUGAACUGCAAACUGCCAUCUGUGCAGCUUCAGCGCAUAAUUGCAGGGGUAGACAUUGUUCUUCUUUGCUUCAUGAACUUAAUUAUUCUCAUCAAUUUAAUUCACCUUUUCAUAUUCCGCAAAUCCAACUUCAUCUUUGACAAACUGAACAAAGUUGGCAUCAAGACAAAAAAGCAGUGGCAGAAAUCUCAGUUCUGUGAUAUCAAUAUCUUGGCUAUGUUCUGCAAUGAAAAUCGAGACCAUAUAAAGUCACUGAACCGCUUGGACUUCAUUACCAACGAGAGCGAUUUGAUGUAUGACAAUGUGGUGCGCCAGCUUCUUGCGGCACUAGCCCAGUCCAAUCAUGAUGUCACACCAACCGUGCGCGAUUCUGGGAUACAAACCAUAGACCCAGGCAUUGAUCCUGCAGGCAUUGACCCCAAUGAGCCACUGAUCAUUAAGCGACCUCGUAAGAAAAUGAAAUGGAUCCCAAGCACCAAUCCUCUCCCUCAGCCAUUCAAAGAGCAGUUGGCAACUAUGAAGGUUGAAAAUAACAAGCCUGAGAAGCCUAAGCCAGUCCGUCGAAAAACAGCCACAGACAGCCUUGUUGCCCCUUUACUAGAGACUACCUCCAAAAGUUCUCAGCCAUCAUCUGCUCCUAAAACUGAAUCAAGCACUCUGUCCAGCACAGGUAGUGAGAAGAAGCAUGCAAGGCACUUUUCCUUAGAUGUUCAUCCAUAUAUACUGAGCAGCAAUAAAAAACCCAAGCCAGUGAUUCAGCCCAUAACCUCUAUGGCAACAUCCAAAAGUCAAGGGAGUGGAUUUUUAAACCAAGAAGACAAAGUCAUAGUGCGUGUCACCUCUGCCCUCAAAGAUUCUUCCCUUCCUGGAAAAGAUGCUCUUUACUCACAUGACACGUGCAGGACUGUGCCGGCCACUGGCACUUUUCUCAUGUGCAGUCACAACCACAUAGCGACUUCUGCUGCAACAGCAAAUGCUACCCUGGGCCAGGUCCCCAAGGCCGAACCAGUGGCUGCUCUAAACUGUAACCCCACACAUCCUCUUUUGCACAUCAAAACAUUAUAUGAAGACCACGAAGAAGAGGUGUCAGACCUUAUAGACAAUUCUUUAGAUGAUAGAAUUAACUCACCAACAGACACAGGGGAUAUAAUCUCCAUACCUUCCACAAAGCAAAUCAUGUUGGCAACCUUUGAUGAACCAAUAGCAAUAGUGAACUCCAUAGAAUAUUGACGAUUCCCAAGCUGGUGCUAAUACAUGCUUGAACCUGGUGGGCCCACUUCCUGGUACCGCUGUAAUGUGAACCAUGCUCCCUCUACCAAUGCCAUCCACUGCAUGAGCAUGGAGCGCUGAAAUGCAGACCAUAGGUUUCACUAAUAUUCUUAAUCGGUCAUGCAGGGUAGCCUCAUCACUGCUAUCAAGAGCUUGCAAAAUGUAACGAUGACUAUGAUAACGCCAACCAAAUUAUGGUAUACCAAGAAUCGUAAGCACAAAAGGUGUUAGGUGUAGCUUCGUGAAAUUAAAUGUGGACUAGUACAACAAUCCAAAUAUAUAAUAGCGCUUAAGGGCAUGAUGCACAGCGUUUCUUCAACAAAGCACUUAUAUCCUUGGUACUCCAAUUCAAUAGGUAAAGUAACAAAUCACAUACUUGUAUGAUAAUUAUUCUUCCAUUUCAAGAGAGAGCAAUUAAAUAGUGUUUUGUCUCAAAGGUGACCGUAGUAAUAAUAACAGAAUUCUACAGCAAAGUGGUAUGCAAGCUACAUUUUGGUUCACAGGUUUUGGAGGAGCCAGUGACUGAGGGCCCACUGGACUCACACCAGCAUCUGUGCAAAGAAAGCAGGCACCUAUCAGCCUGCUACAUUUAUGAAUGACCAUACCAAGAGCUAUGUCCUGCCUUCUGAAAUGUUUGUAUGUGCUGAAACAGAUGAUGAAAAGAAAGAGUUUAUUUUUUAAGUAUAUUUUAUUGUGAAUGAGAUAGUUU
Molecule: messenger RNA, 3750 nt
Organism: Gekko japonicus
Lineage: Eukaryota; Metazoa; Chordata; Lepidosauria; Squamata; Gekkonidae
Gene: PANX2
Product: pannexin 2
Exons: 3
Coding region: 945-3002 (685 amino acids)
Biological process (GO): monoatomic cation transport; positive regulation of interleukin-1 production
Molecular function (GO): channel activity
Source: RefSeq, a predicted model, not a curated record